Otolemur garnettii (small-eared galago) is the source of this 733-nucleotide messenger RNA. Its product is annotated as sorting nexin-29-like. Gene Ontology annotation, biological process: actin filament depolymerization. Bases 26 to 733 code for a protein of 235 amino acids. The transcript is spliced from 7 exons. The record is from RefSeq and is a predicted model, not a curated record. Gene Ontology annotation, molecular function: actin binding. Gene Ontology annotation, cellular component: actin cytoskeleton. Lineage: Eukaryota; Metazoa; Chordata; Mammalia; Primates; Galagidae.
GGAUGGGAACUCCUGCCUCUCCCAGAUGCAUGGCUGGGCUCCACUGCAGGUGCUACAUGGCGACUCCGACAUCCUCUUCCCUGUCAGCGGAGUGGGCUCCUGCAGCCCGGCAGAUGCUACCCUCGGAAGCCUGGAGAAUGGGACAGGACCAGAGGACCACGUUCUCCCAGAGCCUGGACUUGGUGUGGAAGCCAGUUCUCCAGGCCAAGGAAGUCCCCUGAGCAGCUUGUUACCUUCUGCUUCAGUGCCAGAGUCUAUGACAAUUAAUGAGCUGCGACAAGCCAUUGUGGCCAUGAUGAACAGGAAGGAUGAGCUGGAAGAGGAGCACAGAUCACUGCGGAACCUGCUUGAUGGUGAGAUGGAGCACUCGGCUGCACUCCGGCAAGAGGUCGACACCUUGAAAAAGAAGCUGGCAGAGCAGGAGGAGCGGCACGGCAUGAAGGUCCAGGCCUUGGCAAGAGGUGGAGAAGCGCAGGAGGUGGUGAGUGAGGGAGAGAAGAAGUUUACCAUAGAGAAGGGCAAGGACAUCCUGAAGCUUCCACUUGAGGACUGCCACUAUGCUGUCUAUGCCACUACCUAUGAUGCCAAGGAGAGCAAGAAGGAGGGCCCAGUGUUUAUCUUUUUGGGCCCUGAGUCUGCAUCCCUUAAGAGCAAAAUGAUUUAUGCCAGCUCCAAGGGCACCAUCAAGAAGAAGCUUACAGGGAUCAAGCACAAAUUACAAGCAAACUGCUGA